UCCUCUUUCCUGUUCUCUCUAUAUAUAUCUUCCUCCGCCUGUUGUUAAAAAAAAAAAAAUAUCUUCCUCCGCCGCCGAAAGAGAAUCGUCUAUCGGAAAAACUCUCAAGAUGUCGACUGGAUUAGAUAUGUCUCUCGACGACAUGAUCGCUAAAAACCGCAAGUCCCGCGGAUCCGGUCCCGCCCGUGGAUCUGGAUCUGGAUCCGGAUCCGGUCCAAUCCGCCGCAACAACCCUAAUCGGAAAUCAAACCGAUCUGCUCCAUACCAAUCGGCCGCCAAGGCGCCGGAGUCCACCUGGGAACACGACAUGUACUCCUCCGAAGGCUUCCCUUCCCGAUCAACCCGUUCUUCCGCCGGAAUCGAAACCGGGACGAAGCUCUACAUAUCCAACUUGGACUACGGUGUCAUGAACGAUGAUAUCAAGGAACUGUUUGCUGAAGUAGGGGAGCUUAAACGUUACACUGUUCACUUUGACAGGAGUGGAAGAUCAAAGGGAACUGCUGAAGUUGUAUACUCUCGGCGUGGUGAUGCAAUCGCUGCUGUGAAGAAGUACAACGACGUUCAGCUCGACGGAAAGCCCAUGAAGAUUGAGAUUGUGGGAAACAAUCUUCAAGCUGCUUCUGCUCCAUCUGGUAGACACGGGAAUGCAAACAACUUCGGUGGUGCUUCUUCAAGGCGUGGAGGACAAGGGAGAGGUGGUCAACAACGUCGUGGUGGUGGUGGUGGUGGUCAAGGAGGCCGUGGUGGUGGUCGUGGCAGACGCUCUGGCAAGGGCCCAACAGAGAAGGUAUCUGCUGAAGAUCUUGAUGCGGAUCUUGAUAAGUACCACGCAGGAGAUAUGGAGACAAACUGAGGAACGUGGCUCAUAUCUUCUCGAAACUACCGCAAGUGUGUGAGCUAAGAAGAGGAGAAGCUAGAAAACUUUGUCCAGAGGCUUUGCUAUUUAGCCUCUUCUUGGCCGUAUGUUGUUUGAUUUGUUUUAUUAGAAUGACCCUUAUGAAGUUGUUGUUUAAUCUUAAUGCCCUCGAGUACAAGGCAGAGGAACGAAAACGAGUUUUAUAUGCACACAGAAGUGCUUUCACAAGCUAGGUUAUGACAAUGAUGAUUUAGCUGUA
Molecule: messenger RNA, 1115 nt
Organism: Raphanus sativus (radish)
Lineage: Eukaryota; Viridiplantae; Streptophyta; Magnoliopsida; Brassicales; Brassicaceae
Product: THO complex subunit 4A
Exons: 5
Coding region: 110-853 (247 amino acids)
Biological process (GO): mRNA export from nucleus
Cellular component (GO): nucleus
Molecular function (GO): mRNA binding
Source: RefSeq, a predicted model, not a curated record